AUAAAAAAAAAAACAUUUUUUGCUAGAAUUAAAAUUGCUUUUAUAAACCACAAAACACAUUACAGAGCUCCCUACCGAUGGAUGCUUCGGAACAGGCUGUUCCCGGUAAAAGUUCAGCUCCGGUUGUCAAAAAGUUUCUUAAACCGAUCAAAACCAAGCUCCGCCUCAAGAAAGAAGACGUCCGCCAGUGUCGUCUCUGUAUGCGAGUUCUUCCUCGAGCGGACACUCAUGACACGAUGGCACCUGGAUCGGAUCUUUGCCGGAAGAUCCUGGACGCCGUAGUGGUGGAAAUAUUCUCCUCCGAUAGAGUAACAUCAGUGUGCAUCAACUGUAUAAUGAUGGUGGAUAUAAUCAACGACUUCCGGAUGACCUGUAGGAAGGCUGAUACGCUGCACGGGACGAAACUGAUGAUGUUGCAUCCCGGCAGCUGGCUGAGCGAUGAGAACAAGUUGAGCCUGGUUUCGUGUCAUCGACUGCUCAAGCGCAAUCGAGCCGAAAUGGAUGCUCUGUUCAGGUGUUCUGGUGUGAAUAACCAGGAGAUCCAUCGGUUGACCAAAGGAAAGGAGAUGGUGCUGGAACCGAUAAGGGAGCCGGUGAUGAAUUUUGAACGAGUUGAUGUGGCGGUUAUUUCGAAAUCGAAUGAAGAGAAAGCGGAAAUGAAGACUGAAGAGAACGUAGACAAUGGCCCGGAAAUGAGUGAACAGUGCGGAACAGAGCAGGAUGCACAACUCGAAGAGGCCCGAAGGAUGACGGCAAAAAAGGAGGCAAAAAUGUACAUGUGUGAGCUUUGCGGAAAAUUGAUGCAGAAAAUGUACAUGGAGGAGCACGAGAAUAUGCAUAUGGGUCAAAAGCCGUACGAAUGUACCGAGGAAAACUGUAACAAAACAUUCGGCUCCAAUGUGGUGAUGAGUAUACACAUUAUCAAUGUUCAUAGGAAGGGACAGCGGUACGAGUGCGAAACGUGCCACAAAUCGAUAAAGGGCCUGGCAUUUUACAAUCAGCAUCUCCAGACUCACCAAGCGACCAACUCACUGAAGGUUCCGUGUAAAGUUUGUGGGAAGACUUUUUACAAGCGCUACCUCAGAGACCACAUGUUCGUCCAUACGGGUGAGACGCCCUACAAGUGUGAGUUUUGUGAUCGAAAGUUCGCUGCCAGGAACAACUUGGCGGUACACAGGAGGAAACAACAUUCAGAUAAACUGGAGAAUCAAGGAUAAUGGCAUGCUGUGUUGUAGCCUUUUAAAAGGUGUGUUGCUAGAACCAUUGGCCGGUUAAUGAUUAACAUGGAACUGGAAUGAUGGGAUUGCUCAUUGUUCAGUAUCGGGUAUUCGAAUGAUAUUACUUAUCGUACUAAAUCGUAAAAAAGAGAGCUUGUUCUCUCA
Messenger RNA from Ochlerotatus camptorhynchus, 1382 nucleotides. RefSeq names its product zinc finger protein 717-like. Gene Ontology annotation, molecular function: zinc ion binding. The coding region runs from base 78 to 1217 and encodes 379 amino acids. Gene Ontology annotation, cellular component: nucleus. The transcript has 2 exons. The record is from RefSeq and is a predicted model, not a curated record. NCBI's taxonomy places the organism in Eukaryota, Metazoa, Arthropoda, Insecta, Diptera, Culicidae.